AACAAACAUGCCUUUCAGUUAGUGUAUCUUGAUUGGUAUGGAGUGCGCACGGAAGUCAACGAACUAGAAUAUAAAAAAGUGCAUAAAAAUAUAAUUAAAUUUCUUUGCUAUAUUCUGUCACUGUUUUAGUUCUUUUCUUGUAUUUUUGAAUAUAUAGUUCAAACUGUUCACCACACAGUUUUCACUUAUUGGUUGGUACAACUGGUAACCUGAUACAAUUGUACCAAAUAUGUAAUAUGAACAAAUUAGCACCGGUUAUUGCACGUGGCUGCAGGUAGAAUACUAUAAAGAAUUGUUUCAGAUUUGCGCGGGUGUAGAAUGCUCAUGAGAUCCGAAUUAUGAACGGAUGAGUGUUCAAAAACUGGAUUAUUAUUUUGUUUUUUGUAACAUGGCGCACCGGGGCCUGUCUUACAAGAUUUACAUUUUUUUAAAAUUAGUUGAUGCCAGUAAAUACUGAACUGAAAUAUUUGUUGUUUAAUAUAUUUUUUUUCAAUUUUUGAUAUGUUGCAACCUAUAAAGCAAAUUCUAGAUUCGCAGCGAAUUGUUCUAGCAAGUACUUCUCCCAGAAGGAAAGAGAUUUUGACCAAUCUUGGGUUGAAAUUUGAGGUAUGUCCUUCAUUGUAUGAUGAGAAAAAUUUAGAUCCCAGCAACUAUCCAAGCCCUUCAGCGUUUGUAGUUGACACUGCGUUUCGUAAAGUAGAAGAAGUUGCAAGAAGGCUUGGUAAUAGUAAUAAUUCUUCCACACCUGAUUUAAUAAUUGGAGCCGAUACUGUUGUGUCAUUAGAAGGGAUAAUCUUUGGGAAACCCGACAAUGAAGAUACAGCAUUUAAAAUGUUGAAACAACUCAGUGGAAGACAUCAUGAAGUGUAUACUGGAGUAACUCUUAUGUACCAACAGAAAACUGUGAAAUUCUUUGAUAGCACUAAAGUAUAUUUUUCGUCAAUGAGUGAUGAAACUAUACAAAAAUACAUUGAAACAGGAGAGCCAUUGGAUAAAGCUGGUGGCUAUGGUAUUCAAGGACCAGGUGGCAGCUUAAUUGAGAAGAUAGAUGGAGACUUUUAUACGGUUAUGGGACUUCCACUUCAUAAGCUAUGUAGGCAUAUUUUAGAGUUGUAUAAUUCUUAGUUGUUAUCAAUAUCAUUGUAAUAUUUUUCUUGUGUCAAUUUAUGUUGCUGAUUUAUGUAUACUCAGGUACUUACUGAGUUAGCAUUCUUGAUAUUUCUAAAAAUCUUCAUUGUAUGAAUGUAAAUUUGAAUUCACCCUAUCUUAAUGUAAAUUCGAUUGAAUGUGUAAUGUGCAUUAUCAGGAGGUAAGAAUGUUAAUGUCUGUGGGGAUUAACAUUUGUGUUGACUAUUUGUAUGUGUCAAUUAUUUUUAAAUUUAUUAUUAUAAGACCUACAAGAACUCAUGAGACUGUCCUGAAGAACAUUGAUUCUAUAUUGCAUGAAUAUCCUCCCAGUUAUAACACGUAGGCAGAAGCAAAUGUGGAAAAAGCUUACAAUGAGUGACCUGAACUCUCUAGAAAGCAUAAAAUCAAGGAUCCUAAACAGCUCUAUAGGCAUUUUGAUAUUGCAUGAUUCAGACUAGCAUAGGAGCUGGGGCAGGAAUCCUUCCUCAUAGGUUACCGAAGAUGCCAAUUGCAACUGCCAUCUACCAAAGAAAUAUUAAGUACCAGAGAAACCAGGCAGAAAUCUGAAUGUAUAGCCUAUUCUAUGUACCAAAAGAAAUUGGAUCAGACCUGGCUAUGAAUUGAGAGGCCCAAUUCAGAGUGCUAAGCAUGACUUCCAUCACAGACCAAGAAAAAUGUCCACAACCCAUUGGAGGGGUGCUACAGAUGUGCUGUACAGAAAACUGUAAUAAAUACCACUUCAUCAGAUGCAAAAGAACAAUACCUUUAACUGAAUGUGUAAAAACAAAUUGAGGUAUUUUUGUGUGUUCUUCCAUUAUUUUCAUUCAUUCAUGAUGAGUACCUUUUAAUUUAAAAUUUAAAAAAUUUAACUGUUUACCUUUUAAAAGCAGGUCUUAAGAGAGAAAAAAUUGAAUGUGUAAGAUGUUUUUCUUUUUACUUAAAAGAGAAUGUAUGAAUGUUUGUUUUGUAUACAAAUCUAGUUUCAUUAUGGCACACUUUCAAAAACGAGGAAUGUUAUUGUGCACCCAAGAUUUGGAAUAAUCUAAAUUGCACCUCCCUUUUCCACACUCCAGACAGCACAAUAUAAGUACUCAUUGUCAGUGGAUUUUAGAUAUCUGGAAAAUAGUGAGGGAAGCAGCCAAAGUCGAGUGAAUUUUUGAGAGCCUGUACAUACUUUUGGAUUAAGCUCCAAUCGAAGUUUAAAUUCAGUUCCUACCUAUCACUUUCCCAAAAAGUGUUAUAUUCUGUUGUAUAUGUUUUGGCUAUGCACAGAGGAGUGGUGCCCACAGAGUACAGUUAAAUCAGGAACAGAUGCAUGUGUGGGAGAGAUGAGAAGCCUUGGAAAUAAAAUUACAAUUGUAUUUCUAAUUUACCCUUUAUAGAAUUCAUUCAUUUUCCUCACUAAUAGGUGAUUGUGAUAAAUACAUGGGUAAUGCUGGAUUACUUCAGCUAAUGUAAAAGUAUAUAUAUGUGAAAUUUCCUAGUUUAAAUAUCAAUCGAAAAGGUAAAUAGUGCAUACUGUUUAACUGGAGAGGUUUUUUCAAAAGUUGUCUGGUUUUCUCUCGCUGUUUUGCAGCAAGUUUUAAAUUAAAUAAAUUGUAAAUUGUGAUAGUCUAUAUCUGGAAUAGCAACUUUCUGGAAAAUGCAGGAAAAGUGCCGUUUCAUUGAUUUGGAAAAGUCUGGUAAAUCGGAAUUUUGAGAAGAAUUGGUACAGUGUUGCCGGUUGCAACUACACGUUAGUAUAGUUAUUUAUGUCUCUUUUCUUUUUCUUUCUUUAAUCAUUGAAUCUCACAAGAUUUCCUCUGAAUCCA
Gryllus bimaculatus (two-spotted cricket) is the source of this 2939-nucleotide messenger RNA. The record is from the annotation of a GenBank genome assembly. Lineage: Eukaryota; Metazoa; Arthropoda; Insecta; Orthoptera; Gryllidae.